Molecule: messenger RNA, 2472 nt
Organism: Parathielavia appendiculata
Lineage: Eukaryota; Fungi; Ascomycota; Sordariomycetes; Sordariales; Chaetomiaceae
Product: thiamine diphosphate-binding protein
Exons: 3
Coding region: 212-2308 (698 amino acids)
Biological process (GO): L-valine biosynthetic process
Cellular component (GO): acetolactate synthase complex
Molecular function (GO): acetolactate synthase activity; flavin adenine dinucleotide binding; magnesium ion binding
Source: RefSeq, a predicted model, not a curated record
CAAGACGGGACGGAUCGAAGGAAGGGAGAAUUGGGCGAAGAUCGAAGGGAAAAGGCGUCGGAACAACCCAAGGGAAACAACCUCCGACUCUUUGGCCAACGGCAUAACCUUUUGCAGAGCACCCACCCCAUCGGCCCGGACUUGGCACCAAAGCCCGGCCGUUGGGUGUCCACUUUUCCACGAAAACAGCACCCGCACCGCAUCUGCCGCGAUGCCACCCUUGCUCCGCGCAACCCCGCCCGGGGCGGCCAGGGCCAGUCAGGCGCUUCAGAAAAACUAUCGCCGUGCCGUUGCAGUAGCCGUGACAGGGAUCGGCCGUGCGGGCGUCGGACGGUUCAUCUCGUCUUCCACGCGCGCUUUCGACGGGGGACAUGCGACAAAUCAGGGGAACAUAACCCCGCUGCCACGCCCCAACAGAACCAUCCCCCUGGUACAGACAACUCCCCUGGUUAAUGACACCAUACCCAGGACGGCAACCGGUUCUUCUCCUACAACGCAACACCGCUGGUCGUCGACCCUCGCCGCCGACAAUAAGCCCAAGAUGUACACGACGUCGUUCGCCUUCUUCGAGGCGCUUUGGGACGCCGGCGUAACACACGUCUUUGUCAACCUGGGAUCCGACCACCCCAGCAUCAUCGAGGCCAUGGUCAAGGGUGCUCGCGAGAAGAAGGGCCAGUUCCCGCGUAUUAUCACCUGUCCCAAUGAAAUGGUAGCAAUGUCCAUGGCCGACGGCUACGCUCGCCUCACCAACAAACCGCAAGCCGUAAUCGUGCACGUGGACGUAGGCACGCAGGGGCUCGGCGCGGCGGUGCACAACGCGAGCGCGGGGCGGGCGCCCGUCCUGGUGUUUGCCGGCCUCUCGCCCAUCACGCAGGAAGGGGAGCUGCGCGGCAGCCGCACCGAGUUCAUCCACUGGAUCCAGGACGUGCCGGACCAGAAGCAGAUCCUGGCGCAGUACUGCCGCUACGCCGCGGAGCUCAAGACCGGGGUGAAUGUUAAGCAGAUGGUCAACCGCGCGCUACAGUUUGCGCGGUCUGCGCCGCAAGGGCCUGUGUAUCUGUGUGGGUCGAGGGAGGUCAUGGAGAUGGAGAUGGAGGCGUAUCAGAUUCCCCAGGACCAGUGGGAGCCGGUUGAGUUGGGCGGGUUGCCGAGCGGUGCUGUGAGGAAAAUUGCCGAGGCGCUGGCGGGGGCGAAGGAGCCGUUGAUGAUUACGGGGUAUGCGGGGAGGAAUCAGGCGGUGCCGGGGGCGUUGGUCGAGUUGGCGAACACGGUUAAGGGGCUGAGAGUGCUGGAUACCGGCGGGAGCGAUAUGUGCUUCCCGGCGGAUCAUCCGGGUUGGUUGGGGGUGCGGUAUGGUGUCGAGGACGUGAUUCGCACGGCGGACACCAUCAUCGUGUUGGACUGCGACGUGCCAUGGAUCUCGACGCAGUGCAAACCAAAGGAGGAUGCCAGGAUCUUCCACAUCGACGUCGAUCCCCUAAAGCAGGUCAUGCCGCUGUUUUAUAUCCAGGCGCAACACCGGUAUCGGGCAGAUGCCUUGACGGCUGUCGAACAGAUCAUUUCGCUGCUCAAGUCGGAUGAGACGUUCAAGACGCAGCUGACGGGGGCGGAGAGCGAGAAGCGAUGGGCGGCUCUCCAAGACUCAUACAAGAAUCGGUUGGAAACCAUCGAGGUGCGGUCCCAGCCGCUCGAGAACGGCGAGUUCGGAACCAGCCAUCUCUGCGCGAAGCUGAGACAGAUGUGCCCUGAGGAUACCAUUUGGGCCGUCGAGGCCGUCACCAACACCUUGUUCGUCCACGACGGUAUCCAGCCAACACUCCCCGGGCACUGGAUCAACUGCGGAGGUGGCGGCCUGGGCUGGUCUGGCGGCGGCGCUCUCGGUAUCAAGCUUGCGACGGAGUACGAAGCCCAGCUUAAGGGGGAAAAGGGCAAGUUCGUGGUGCAGAUUGUGGGCGACGGGACGUUCCUCUUCUCUGUGCCGGGCAGCGUGUAUUGGAUCUCGAAGCGGUACAAUAUUCCCGUGCUGACGAUUGUGCUGAAUAACAAGGGCUGGAAUGCGCCCCGCAAGUCGCUGCUUCUGGUCCAUCCGGACGGAUUGGGUUCGAAAGCGACUAACGAGGAGAUCAACAUUUCAUUCGAUCCGGCUCCCGAUUACGCCGGCAUUGCCAAAGCAGCGGCCGGCGGCGACCUCUUUGCUGCGCGGGUCGACAAGGCAACAGACCUGGAGAAGGUGCUCAAGGAGGCCAUCGCGGCAGUCCAAGGGGGACAGACGGCCGUAGUUGACUGCAAAGUCACGUCGGGAUGCUGAUCUUGUCGCCUUUCCUGUCCUGCCCGGAUGCCUUCAUGUACUUACUGUAUCGGUAUGUAGUUGCCCUCUUGUGGGAUGAGUGUCGAGCGCCGGAGUUCGAUGAGGCGUUGCCCUCAACGACGGGCUGAAGGUUUGCAUGUGGGGAGUCAGCUGGGUCAUUCGCU